Molecule: messenger RNA, 3890 nt
Organism: Conger conger (European conger)
Lineage: Eukaryota; Metazoa; Chordata; Actinopteri; Anguilliformes; Congridae
Product: high affinity cAMP-specific 3',5'-cyclic phosphodiesterase 7A-like
Exons: 13
Coding region: 777-2219 (480 amino acids)
Molecular function (GO): 3',5'-cyclic-AMP phosphodiesterase activity
Source: RefSeq, a predicted model, not a curated record
CACGUCUCUUGGUGGUUUACUCUCAGUCGUCGCUUCCCCUUUUAUUUUUUGUUUUCUUUUCAUUUGGCUAUAAAUACGUGUUUCGGUGGCGCUACGAUUCAUUGGACGUUGUCGGUUCGUCCACAGGCAACUCUCCCUUUGAUUUAGAGCGGUGAAUUGACAGAUCGCGAAUUACAGCUUCAAUCCAAGCUGGGCUAAAUAAAUGUUUUUCUCCUUGCUGCAGCGUGAGCAUAGGGUGGAAUCCGACGAUCCUGUGUAAUAGCAAAUCCUGCACCCUGAGUAAGGUUGUUUUAUAUUUUUCAGUGUAGUUUUCAAACGAAUAAGUAUUUGUCGUUUUUUUUCUCCUCCUCGGUUUUUGUCACAAUGAGGCAUCUGUGAGGUUUUUUUCGUUGUUGUUAAAAUGAGGGAGCAAACUGUCAAAGAGAUCCACAGAAAGACACAGGCCUCAUCAUUUUCAGGCCUGGACCUGGGAUAAAAAAAGCCAAAAGAGGGUAACGGAGGCUGCGAGAGACAAAUCUGAAUAAAAUGGGAUACAAUAAAGCACGCGAGGAGAAUAGAAUACCCAUUUUAUUAAUGACGGUGGCGCGUGCAAGCUCGAAGUGUCUCCGAACAAGAAACCCUUUCUCUCUUUAACAAAAACUGUUUUCUAAAUACACGUUGUUCUGCUUUGGGUGGGGGAAAAACCACUGACGACGCCGUGCAUUAACUUUUAAAAAUAUAUUUAGAUAUUUACGUUUUUCAUUCACUUUUGUUCUGGACCCAACGUUGGCUGUUCAAUGGAAGUAUGCUAUCAGUUGCCGGUUUUACCGCUGGACAGACAGGUUCCUAAGCAUGUGCUUAGCCGAAGGGGGGCCAUCAGUUUCAGCUCCAGCUCCUCUCUCUUCGGGGGACCCGACCCCAGAAAGCUGUCACAGAGACGAGGGGCGAUCUCCUACGACAGCUCGGACCAGACUGCACUCUACAUCCGCAUGCUUGGAGAUGUGAGAGUGAGGAGCCAGGUGGGGUUUGAACCAGGACGACGCGGCUCGCACCCGUACCUGAACGUUGACUUCCGGCUUCUGCACUCCCGAGGAGGCAGCCCAGGACCUGUGUCCGCCAGGACUGUCCGCAGGCUCCUGAGCUUUCAGAGGUACCACUCUUCCCGUGUCUACCAGGGAGUCCCCACCCAGAACCCUCUCCACAUCCUGGACGAUGACUACACUGGCCAGGCCAAGUGCAUGCUGGAAAAGGUUGGCAGCUGGAAGUUUGACAUAUUUCUGUUUGACAGAUUAACUAAUGGAAACAGCCUGAUCUCCCUCACCUUCCAUCUGAUAAACCAGUACGGACUGAUCCAGCUCUUCCAGUUAGACACGGUCAAACUCCGCAGAUUUCUGGUCAUGGUUCAGGAGGACUACCGCAGUCAGAACCCUUACCACAAUGCUGUGCAUGCGGCCGAUGUCACCCAGGCUAUGUACUGUUACAUGCAGGAGCCAAAGCUUGCCGAAUCUCUCACCUCCUGCGACAUCCUCCUGAGCCUCCUGGCUGCCGCCACCCAUGACCUGGACCACCCGGGGGUCAAUCAGCCGUUCCUCAUCAAGACCAACCACCACCUGGCAGCUCUGUACAGGAAUACCUCGGUUCUGGAGAACCACCACUGGAGGUCAGCGGUGGGCCUGCUCAGAGAAUCCAGCCUGUUCUCCCACCUCCCCACAGAGGACAGACUGAACAUGGAGAGGCAGCUUGGCUCUCUCAUUCUGGCCACAGACAUCAGCAGGCAAAACGAGUACCUGUGCAAAUUCCGCACACACCUGGACAAGGAGGAUCUCUGCCUGGGGAACGCCAGCCACCGGCACUUCCUUCUGCAGAUGGCACUGAAGUGUGCAGACAUCUGCAACCCCUGUCGGCCCUGGGAGCUCAGCAGAAAAUGGAGUGAGAAAGUAACCGAGGAAUUCUUUCACCAGGGAGACAUUGAAAAGAAGCUGAAACUGGAACUCAGUCCACUGUGUGACAGCCGGAUGAACUCUGUUGGAAAUAUCCAGAUUGGUUUCAUGACGUUUGUGGUGGAGCCGCUGUUCGGCGCGUGGGCUCGCUUCUCUGACACGCAGCUGUCCCAGUGCAUGCUGGACCAUAUGGCCCAAAACAAGGCUCGCUGGAAGGGGGUCCUGCAGGAGCAGGUGCUCGGCAGAGACGAGCGGGACACUGACUCCAAAACAUUACCUCAGGGAAACAGAGAGUCGUGACCCCUGCCCCCAAUGCAGGUCCGGCUAGGGCGCGGUCAGGGGUCAGGGGUCAGGGGUCAGGGGUCAGAGACUGAACAGCUUCUUCCAGCGCAGAUGCCUUCAUCGCCAUCCGGCUGCCGGCCUCCCAUCUCUACACACCACUGUUUUUUAUUUAUUUUAUUUCACCCCCCAUCCCCCACAUAGAGCAAUACAUAGAUACCUCAUGUUGCUUUCUGCUGUAUUUUUAUUUGGACAGAACAUUAUUAUUAAUAAUUUAUUAUUAUUUUAAUUCUCUCUGUAUUUGGUUUUUUGUCUAGAGCUGCACAGGCCACCCUGAUAGAGGCCUGAGGGAACAGGGUGAGAGGGUUCGGGUGCCAUUUUCAGAAUUGUUCUUGUUUUUGAUUCUUGAAAUGAAUAAUCUUGAGUAUUCACAGCUGAGGCUGCUGAGUCAUUUGGAAUGAAUCUUCCAUUUUGUGUUUAAAAAAACUGUAGAAAAGUGAAGAGCCACUCCCUUUGAUACCACUGAAGACACCGUCUUUACAGUGUCUUAACUUUGUGUGUGUCUGUGUGUGUUUGUGUGUGUGUGUAUGUGCAUGCAUGUGUGCGUUCUGAAUUAUCUUGGUUCUGUUGUUCUGCCUUUAAGUGCAGACCUGAAAAUCCACUGGGAACUCCUAAUGACACAUUGUUGAACAAACAAGCCGGACUGCUAUUGAAGCUGCCUACGCUUCCAUGGGUGUGGCUGCACAGAUCGCACUCACAGCCCACUGGGACGGUUCUGGGAGAAGCAGGGGUCACAUUUUCAUCCAGGAUGAAGGGAAUAAGCCCUGGAUCGCAGGAAGCAAAAGCAAAUCCCAUCUUUGGGAUGACAAAAGCACGUAGCCUUCACUGCCUUUCACACACUGGAAUAACCACUCUCUCACACAGGUUCAGCUAACCUGGAUGAACAGAAUUAGCUCAGGGUUUCUGUCAGUUUAUGUGAAUGGACCUGUGAGAAAGCAUAGUUCUUCUAAAGCCGUGGUUCUCAAGAUGUGGGUCACCAAAUAAAUACGAAGAAGAGAGAAAACAUACUCUACAUCAUACCUGUUGGCAUUCACACCAGCAAAAUUUAAGUCUGCACUAUUUAAAUACAUUGUACAUGCAGUCAUAUUGGCAUGUUUUAAAAAUGCUAAUUCCGUAUUUGUCACUAUAUUGUCUCAAACCCAGAUUGUCUCUUGUCCAUGUCAGGAAAGGUUUGAUGUCUCACAAAUAUUUGACAUUAGUUUCCUGCAAUCUGUUUUUUUCUACCAAGUUUUAGUCUGUUAUGUCAUAGGUCAGUGGUUGAGUUGGCUUCCGUCACUGUCUCCAGGUCAAGCCCUGUCACCAAAAGACGUAACUCAUAAAGCAAUGGCCAGUUGCUUCCUCUUAUCAGCUAAGUCACUAGAAUUUGGUUGGAUUUGUGUCCAAUUAGUCUCAGCCUCGCCAGGCUAAUGGCUCCAUUAGCAUGUGAGCUUGACAAGUGAGAAGGGGACAGAAGGUAACAAAAAAUAUUUUUUGCUAUUUAGUUGCGUCCUGGCUUCAAAGUUUGGGGACCACUACUUUGAAGCUACUCUAGGAGGCCCUCUCUCCUUAAAUGCAUAGCAUGACUGGUCACUCUUUGCACAGCCUGUUCCUAUUGCUCCCACAUGAAGCAUGUACAAUGCCUUCAUCAGCAUG